AUGGGAUACUCGACGUGGGAGUGUGGGAGCUACCUCGAUGAUGCCUUCCACCUUCGGGGCCUUCUCAUUGCUAGACUGAGGGCUUCAGGUCUUGAUGAAACUGAUGAAACAGAUCAAGAUGAUAUCUGGCAAUGCCAAACAGACUGGGGGAGCUGGAUACUGGAAGAGACGCUCCGCCGGACCAAACUGGCUGCCACUUUCUUUACACAGGUUCACAGCAUUGCCUACAACCUGUACCCCACCAUCAGGAAUAAUGAAGUGAGGUUACGCCUUCCCUGCCCGACGAAGCUUUGGAAUGCAACCACUCCUCAUGACUGGGGCGUGAUCAUGAAGUCAAUUGAUCAAAAACAAGCCUUCUAUCAUCAUGCGGUAUCCCAACUGUUGCGGGAUCCUGACUCAGCCAGCGUUGUAGAUCCAACGCCAUCGCCUUUGGGAAACUACUAUAUUCUUCACGGCCUCCUCCAGCGGAUUCAUAUAGUCCGCGAACUGGCUGUCGAUUUGGGCGGCUCCUCUGCACUAUUGCCCAGUGACGAAUUGAACCGACUUGAGAGAGCAUUGAACCUAUGGGCAACCAUGUGGCAGCAGGCGCCCGAGUCCAACCUAGACCCUUCGAAUGAGAACGGGCCAAUUCCUUUUACUUCGAGCUCCCUGCUUGCGCUAGCGUACGUCAGACUAUCGAUGAACAUUGGCCCGUACAAGCGGCUCGAGAGUCGAGAUCCGGAUAUUAUCGCAAAAGCGUUGAGCGACUUGCCCCCGGUUUGGAGGUGUGCUCGCUUGACCCCGGCCCUGAUCUAUGCUAUUCAUACCGUGAGCGUUCCUGUACGGCUAGGACUGGAUUAUAUUGCAAAAAGCCAAGCCUUCUUCUGGAGCGUGCGCCACGCGUUAGCGAGCUUCGAAUGUGUGAUUCUUUUGAGCAAGUGGCUCCGGGCUGUGGCUGUUGAUCAGAAGAAAACACUGAACACGAACGAGAAGCGGAUUAUUCGUUGGGCCCGUUUGGUUGUUGAGGAAGCUCAUGAUUCUAUGGAUACCGCCGAAGGAGAGGUGCCUGGGCGUGAGCCAGCUGAAUUGGCUGCCGCAGUGCUGGGCAUAUGGUCUCGCUUUUUCAAGCAAAACUCGCAAUGGAAGUUUAUCAACAUUCUUGGAGAAAGCCUGGCAAGAUACGCGCAGCUGCAGAUGUCUAGCUAG
Molecule: messenger RNA, 1185 nt
Organism: Aspergillus melleus
Lineage: Eukaryota; Fungi; Ascomycota; Eurotiomycetes; Eurotiales; Aspergillaceae
Exons: 3
Coding region: 1-1185 (394 amino acids)
Biological process (GO): regulation of transcription by RNA polymerase II; DNA-templated transcription
Cellular component (GO): chromatin
Molecular function (GO): zinc ion binding; RNA polymerase II cis-regulatory region sequence-specific DNA binding; DNA-binding transcription factor activity, RNA polymerase II-specific
Source: RefSeq, a predicted model, not a curated record